Molecule: messenger RNA, 1238 nt
Organism: Nannospalax galili (Upper Galilee mountains blind mole rat)
Lineage: Eukaryota; Metazoa; Chordata; Mammalia; Rodentia; Spalacidae
Product: factor VIII intron 22 protein-like
Exons: 2
Biological process (GO): vesicle cytoskeletal trafficking
Cellular component (GO): early endosome
Source: RefSeq, a predicted model, not a curated record
CGGGCGCUGGCGAACAUGGCGGCGGCCUCCGCGUCUACGCUGGGCGGCGGCGUAGGCCCCGGCCCAGAGGCCUGAGACUUCCUGGCCCGCUACCGGCAGGUGUCCAGCAAGCUUAAGAAGCGCUUCCUACGGAAGCCUAACGUGGCUGAGGCCGGAGAACAGUUCGCUCAGCUGGGCCGCGAGCUGCGCGCCCAGGAGUGCCUGCCCUACGCCGCCUGGUGCCAGCUGGCCGUGGCGCGCUGCCAGCAGGCGCUCUUCCACGGGCCCGGGGAGGCGCUGGCCCUGACCGAAGCCGCGCGCCUCUUCCUGAGGCAGGAGUGCGAUGCGCGGCAGCGCCUGGGCUGCCCCGCCGCCUACGGCGAGCCUCUGCAGGCGGCCGCCAGCUCCCUGAGCGCCGCCGUGCGUCUGCACCUGGAGCUGGGCCAGCCGGCCGCCGCCGCCGCCCUGUGCCUGGAGCUGGCCGGGGCCCUCCCCGCACCGGGGCCUCAGCAGCCUGGGCCCGGAGCCGGCGGGGCCCCGCCCCUGGGCGCCAUGCUGCCGCCGGACCACGCCCUGGGCUCUGCCGCGCCCUCGCCGGGCGUGCUGGGCGCCUUCUCCGACGUGCUGGUCAGGUGCGAGGUGUCCCGUGUGCUGCUGCUACUGCUGCUGCAGCCCCCGCCCGCCAAGCUGCUGCCCGAGCAUGCCCGUACCCUGGAGAAGUACUCCUGGGAGGCUUUCGCAGGCCAUGGCCAGGACAGCACCAGCCAGCUUCCCGAAGAGCUGUUUUUGCUCCUUCAGUCCUUGGUCAUGGCUGCCCACGAAAAGGACACGGACGCCAUCAAGAUGCUGCAGGUGGAGAUGUGGCCGCUGUUGACUGCGGAGCAGAACCACCUCCUUCACCUUGUUCUGCAAGAAACCGUCUCCCCUUCGGGACAGGGAGUCUGAAUUCACCUGAACAGUCUUUUCUCCUGUUGCAUUUACCUUUGGGGACAGAAGAUGAAAGACAUCCUGGUUCUGCCUUUUCUCACGUUUCUUGUUGCCGCUGUGUCAAUUUAGCUCUCUGUGCCUUGCUUGUCACUUAAAGUAGUGCUCUCCUGGUCCAUUCAUGUUGCUUCAAACGACAAAACUUCAUUCUUAAGACUGAAUCGGUCUUCACUGGGUAAUAAUACAUUUUCUUUAUUAAUUUGUUUGUCGCAUACUCUGCUGGUUCAUUCUCUUGGCUGUUGGAAAUAAUGUUGCAAUAAACAUGGGAAGACAGA